AGUGUCAUGGCAGUACAAAUGUAAAAGUAACAGUAAACUUUGUGUUCCUGUAAUUAAUUUGAGCCUUAUUUAGAAAGUUACUGAUUGUUUAAUAAUGUGUGAGUUCGUCCGAAAUCAAAUUGUUUAAAAAAUUAAAAGUGUAAGUGUGUAUUAUUACAACGAUGAUGGAAUUAUCACUCGAAGUGCCAGAUGAUAUCCUAAACGCCUAUAGAACACAAAAAGGAGAUAUGAUGUGCCCCCCUUCGGUUUCUUGCCUAUUACCGGAAGAUAACGACAUCAUCGAUUCGUCCAAAUUUAAUUUCAGCGACGACGAAAAUUGGUUGUGCGAAUGCUCAAGUAAAUCAAACACAGACACAGACCUCCAGAACUGGCUUUACGGUGACGGUGACGAGUCCGCCCCUCGGGACUCUAAACUCAAAAAUAUCGACACUCGGACUUUUACGCGCCCGAAAAAACGUUUCACACGCCCAAGUAUAGAAAAAUACAAUGAAGAAUUAUAUGGUAACGACCUAAAAGAAUUGACCGAUAGCGGAAUCCAGUUAAAUGGGUGCUCGCAGGACGAAACGCCGACUAAACCACUUCAUUUUGACUUGGGUCAAGCUUCUACUAGUGUUUAUUUUGAUAAUAUUUUAGCGAAUGCUCCCAUGGUAGAUUCGUUUCAAAAUAUGUCACCUCCUAGUCUUGUAAAUUCAAUGUGUUCGUCGACUUUUGCGAAUUUGAUGGAGAAUAGUUUUAUUAAAAAUGAUCCGGUUUUGAGGGAAAUUAGGGAUACUGAUUUUACCGUAUCGAUAUUGCAGCAAGAAACUGAACCCAUGUUUCAAUCUAUUACAGAGAGUUGUAGUAGUCUGAAUUCGGAUAUUCCGGAACAUUUUCUCAAGAAGGUUUCGUUUGAGGAAAAAAACGAGGAUGAAGACACGAUUAUCUUGAAUACGACUUUUGCCAAAGAGGAUUUAAAAGAUCACACUGUAACAGUCAAUGAUAUCUUGAAUAACACUUUUGCCAAACAGGAUUUAAGGGAUCAGACUGUAACAAUCAAUGAUACCAAGAUUGAAGAGAGAUUAGAAGGGAAACAAACGAAAAAUGAAACAUUUAACACAUAUCAAAGCGUACCUAAAAGCACAAAUCGAUUCAGCGACAGUCAAGUAUUAAAUCACACUUUCCAGCGCCGAAAAAUCACGAAACCCGCACUUGUAAAAAGAGAUUUAAAUUCGACAAUAACUGUAGAUUCUGCAAAAAACACACCAGAUCACGAGAAAUCAUUCGAAAAUAUCAAACGUUUACUUGAUAGAAGAGGCUCACCUUCGCUUGACCUAAACCGUCUCAGUUACCUCGCCGAUAAAAACGAACAAAUGAACGCUACUUUCCCAAGUGAGAUUCCGAAACGUAACUCUUUUGGCUCGACCGACUCUGGUGAAAAUUUAGACUUUAUGAGUCUUUCCUCCGGUAGUAGUAAAAGCUCAAAAGUGCGUAGCACUGACGGCUUGAAUAAAAUUGUCGAUCUCCAAAUCAUGUCGACCCCCAAACCCCGGUCAAAAACCACGGCUCUGUGGCAAAAUCACGAAAUUUCACCAAUUAGGGACCGCAAUUCCGACCCUGAACUGUCUUCCAACGAACUACCGAAAGCUAUCAGAAAACAAAAGAGCGUUGGUCACCUAGCACAGAAAUUACCCAAUCCGAAAAGCGUCAACACUUUGACGAAAAAUCCAAUUCGGGGUUCGCAACCAAACUUGAAAAUCAGCGAAACUCGAACAUUGCAAAAACCCACGAAUUUGAAUUCUAUGGGGCACGCUCUGAAGGGCUCCUACACAAGUCUUAAACCGACCAAUCCUAAUUUGCCAGUCGCCCCGCCUCCUUUAGAUACCACUGUAACAGUAAAAAAUCCGACUGUGGCUCAGGUGUCACCAGUGCCAAGGGAAGUGCCCAAAAGUCAAGAUGCUCAAUUUGCAAAACCCCAGCCCCCCAGGAGUGGGUUGCCGAGGCCGGUUACGGGGAUUCCCAGACCGGUCUCUAGGAUUCCCGCGCCAAAAAGUGUUAGGCCUUUUUCUAAGUCGGCGGGGUAUCAAGGGAGACACUAGUUGUAUAUAAUAUCAAUAUUUAGUGCCUUAUUUGAAUGAAAAAAAUAUAUAUCUUAAUUAAUUAUUGUUAUGUAAGUUUUUGCCAAGUUUGUUUUAAAGCAAUAUAGGUUGAGUCUUUGAAACUAAAUCAAUUGUAUUUCGAACCACAUGACAAAAAACCGACUGAUUUACAUUGAAAUAAAUUUAUAAAUAUGUACAUUUGCUAAUUUAUAGUCUUUGUCGAAGCUUUUGUAAUGUGAUUGAAUCUCUAUAUUGUAUAAACUAUUUUGAUAAAAGAAUGUGUGAUAUAAAUUUGUGUAUUCUGA
Tribolium madens (black flour beetle) is the source of this 2380-nucleotide messenger RNA. RefSeq lists its product as uncharacterized. NCBI's taxonomy places the organism in Eukaryota, Metazoa, Arthropoda, Insecta, Coleoptera, Tenebrionidae. The transcript has 6 exons. The coding region runs from base 162 to 2075 and encodes 637 amino acids. The record is from RefSeq and is a predicted model, not a curated record.